AGCUGUCUCUCAAGCCGAAUACAACAACAAACAUGGCCGACCUGUCAUCUGAUCAAGUUAGUUCGGUGGAUAAAUUUUUUAAAGAAAGAUUAAAGUCAUGUCACGUCAGUCCGAAAGGCAUGAUCACUGGAUACGUCGAAUCAAAAGAGAUAUACGACGAGCUUAUGCGAGACCUCACAGUCCUGGGUUGUCGGUACUCAGUGCGGUCGACCAACUCCCGAAAAACAGAGCCAGCGAAUUUGCAGUACAAAAUAGUGGCAUCUGAUUUGCAAAUCCCUUUCACUGGCUCUCCCUUUCAUGUUGAUGCCACAACGUACUUUUUGUGCACUCAUGGAUUUCGGUAUUUCAAGAGUAAAGUCUCCAAUGAAAAUGAUAACGAGGAUGAAAAUAUUUUGAGUUCUACAAAAAAGCGACACAGGCGAGUGAAUGAUUCAAUUAAACUGGGUUGCCCAGCUAAAAUGUUAGUCAAAUGUAUACGAACGUAUCCUGACUAUAAGACAACAUCAGACUCUUGGCGGCGCAAAUGUGAUUUGUUGAAGAGACUGAAAGCAGAUUUAAAAUCUUCUGCACCACCUCGAUUUGAGCUAAACUUCUGGAUUGCAGUUUCACCAGAGGAUGUUCACAAUCAUGAAAGACAUACAACACUCCGAACACUUCCUCUUCUUCCAGAUUUAAUAGCUGAGAUUCACAAUGUAGUGCGAAAGGGAGUAACCUCAGUACCUGUAGUGAAAUCACAUCUCAUCACAUUUGUUGACAAUAUGUUUCAAAAGUCUAGUGUUCACCCAGAUAGUUUCAAUUCUGCAUUUUAUCCCAAUGACAAAUGUGUCUACAAUCACAUUCAUGAAGCAAAGAUAGCUUUGGCCAAACUUCAAGGAAGUACAUCUGGAAAUAAUCAUGUAAUAUGUGCUACGCCAAGCUUACCAUGCACAGAUGCCACUACACCAAAACAGGAACAUCAGAUAACUGAGAAAUGUGAUUCUGAUAUGGCUGUCGUGCCUGUCUUGGAUACAUUCACUUCAGAUUGGGAAGAUCAACCAGUGUUACCGACUAAUUUUGUUCAGGUCUUGAACAACAAUGGAACACUAAUGCUAAUGGUGACUCAACCUCUAAGUGAUGAUGUAACUGGAGGAGUAGAACAUUCAAACAUUGAAGCACCAACUAAUAUUGUCAAUGUCAAUCUUGAUGACAAUAUUUACACAGUUAUAACAGACGCGUCAGAGCAGCGAAUUUUACAGCUGAACAGUAAUUCAAAUAUUUUAAUGGCUCAACAGUGUACUAAUAAUGAACAAAUUGAGGAAGUUUUAUCUUUACAAAAUAAUAAUGAAAGUGUGGUGUUGGAUUCUGAUAAAAACAGUGUUGUUAGUGGUGUUAUUAUGCAGUCAGGCAGUCCUGACAUUGUUGAUAGGGAUGGUGAUGAGACUUCAUGCCAUGAAGAUCCAAACCAAUUCUUGUUUGUCGGGGAUGAUUCACAGGCAGAACUUCUAGAACAAGUAAAAGACGGAGAUAAAGAAUUUAGUGAUUUGUGCACGCUGCCUCCAACGCAGUCAUCAAAAGAUGAUGAUAUUAGUCUCUUUCCAACUGCUCUUAGCAGUGAAGAUUGUGGAAAAAAUCUAGAGAGCAUUUACAGCCUAAGUAUUGAUAAGGAUAUGAUGAAAAAAUCUCAGGGCACUAAAAGAACUAGGAAGCAGUUAGAAAUUGAUGUAGAAAGCUUUGUACAGGAAAAUCCAGAGGAUAUAGAUGAUUUUCCUUCUCGAAAAAUUCUUAGAGAACAUGCUGAAGAUAUCAUCAAUAUGAGUUACAGUUCUACAAAUGUCAUGCUGCUUGAAGAAAUGGUCAGCGUUUUUGAAAAAUAUAGAAGAUGUAUGCAUGCUGAGUUAGAGAUGAAGAAAAAGAUGACUAUGGAAGAUGAUUUGUCAAGGCUCCCCUUAGCUGAAAAACCAAGGUGGAAAACUGAAUCAAAAACUCUUGGCUUUUCGGAUAAGAGUUUCUUUGAUACAGAAGAUCAAAAGAAUUUGAAUGAUUGUGAAAAUAACAGUGUUUUAAAGCUCAGAAAUUGUGGGAAUACAAUUUUUUCAUCCUCUGAAAGCUCAGUUGAUGAAUAUGAUGAUUUGGUAAUAAAUGAUUGAGGCAACUUAUGACUUCAACAUAAGUAAUACUAUUUAUAUCAAUCGUGUUAAUUAAACAAAAGGAUAUUACAUAUUCUUUGGUUGUGUGAGCAAUCAUCUAGUUUGGUCAUAUAUAUUCAUAUAUAUAUUCAUAUGUCUAUUCAUAUAUAUUCAUAUAUAUAUUCAUUUAUUUUUCAAUUUUGCACUGCCAUGUUAUGAUUUGAAAAAAGAAACAACAAGAAAACUGUUUGAUUUGCUCAAUGUCUGUAUUUGGUGUCUUUGAUCGGGAGUAUUGUAGCAAUCAAAGUAAAAAUGUAGUCAUCUUCACUGAAUAGUGAAGUGUACUGUAACAAUUUUAAUUCUAGAUGACAAUUGACCUGUGAUAGCCGCCAUGAAUAUGUGUUCAUGUAAUAGUAUAGAAGUAGAUUAAGUGUUCUCUUUCAUCUAAUCUCAACCCUGCACAAUGCCAAAUAACUAUUAAGUAUUGUUCCUGUUUUUCUUUAGUGUAUACAAAUGUUCGUAUGUGCACAAAAAUGUUUCUUUAGGAUGUAUGCACAUUCUUUUUUUGUUUAUUUUGACUGAAAUCUGAGAGAAAUACAAUAGCAUAUUUCAAAAGUAUUAGAGUAAUGUGGAUUUUGUACUAGUACUAUACUAUGCUGCUUUGUAAAUCGUCUCACUACUCCUUAGUCCAUUUUUAGUCACUUAGGAGUUUAUUUUGAAAUAUCUGCCUUGUUUUUACCCCAUUUUCUACAGUACCUGUAUGUUCAAACAAUCUCGAAGUCUUUAUUACUGUAUUUUAGUCAUAUCCUGUGAUAGAUUGUAUAUUUCCAAAUAUUUCUCGUGUUGAUUAAAAGGCGGAGGAGAACGUUAAUGAAA
Frankliniella occidentalis (western flower thrips) is the source of this 2981-nucleotide messenger RNA. RefSeq lists its product as uncharacterized. NCBI's taxonomy places the organism in Eukaryota, Metazoa, Arthropoda, Insecta, Thysanoptera, Thripidae. The record is from RefSeq and is a predicted model, not a curated record. Gene Ontology annotation, molecular function: DNA-binding transcription factor activity. The transcript has 5 exons. The coding region runs from base 33 to 2126 and encodes 697 amino acids.